Messenger RNA from Xyrauchen texanus (razorback sucker), 9943 nucleotides. RefSeq names its product glutamate receptor, ionotropic, N-methyl D-aspartate 2B, genome duplicate b (gene grin2bb). Gene Ontology annotation, molecular function: NMDA glutamate receptor activity; transmitter-gated monoatomic ion channel activity involved in regulation of postsynaptic membrane potential. Gene Ontology annotation, biological process: excitatory postsynaptic potential; long-term synaptic potentiation; monoatomic ion transport. Lineage: Eukaryota; Metazoa; Chordata; Actinopteri; Cypriniformes; Catostomidae. Gene Ontology annotation, cellular component: plasma membrane; postsynaptic density membrane; postsynaptic membrane. The record is from RefSeq and is a predicted model, not a curated record.
AAAACGGAAGACACUGGAUUAUUUUUGUCCUCCAACAUCUACCCUUACGUAGGCUAUCACUCUUUUUCUUCCCUGGAUGCUUAAAUAUUCCUCUAGUGCCAUGAGAAGAAUCCAGCGAAGGAUGUACAUGGAUAAAUAAACCAAUGAGACCUCUGGACUCUUUUGGACAUCAAGCAACUCCGGUGUUUGGGGAACUGUUAAUGCAGAUAAAAUGAACUUUUAGGCUUAUCAAGAAACACUUCUUUCCGCCUUCUUCAUUUGAUUUAUUUGUGUUUUAUAUCACAUUUUGUAGCCGAUGAAAGCCUUACGUUGUCCUGGUUUAGUUUAAAUUUUACGUAUAUUUCUUCGGUUUGAUUUAAGCAAUGAACUUUUGUCUUGGGUGACUGAACAUCAAUCACAUAGCUUAAUCUUAUUUUAAAUCUCAUUUGUCUUUGUUUUGAGUUAUUUCUUAAAUUGUGAGCUAGGCAUCUUUUUGACAUUUCUUCAUAGUUCAUAAUAUAAAAUUGCCUGUGCUCAGUAACCCAGCCUGGAUUUACAGUAGAGACCAACACUUUCAACCACGGUCUCCAUCUGACAGUCACCUGUCACACCAGUCUUUUUUUACCUCUACCAUUUCCUGAAACUACUUCAACGGUCAGUCACUCCUCCAUCCAGGGCUAUGAGAGGAAGAGACAAGAACCAGCUCACAUCAUCAUGCAGGAGUUGAGGAGAGAGAAUGGGAGUUGGGCUGGCAAUGUUCAAGGGACUGUAUCUUCACUCCUCCGCCAUGCUUGUCAGCCUGCACCUCUCCUCCUCCCCUUUCUCCGACCGCCGCUGCCUGUCUUUUGUCUCUCUUGCUUCCUCCUCCAAACCACCUCUCUUCCUUGCACUCUUUCUCCUAUCUCUCCUCUUUUUCCCCACCUGCGAAUCUCGUCGUGGAGAUGGGACUGGGACUCCAGUCAGGGGCAUGAGUGGCGGCGACCGUGGCCAGUCAAUAAUAAGUCCUCCUCAUUAUCCCCCACCAGGAGCCAACCCAGUGGCUCCUCCCUUGCCACCAAAGUUUGCUCAAGGCCUUAGCAUUGCGGUGAUCCUUGUGGGAAACUCCAGCGAGGUGUCUCUCUCUGAAGGCGUGGAGAAAGAGGACUUCCUUCAUGUCCCUCUUCCGCCCAAAGUAGAGCUGGUCACAAUGAACGAAACGGACCCCAAGAGCAUCAUAAACCGUAUCUGUGCUCUAAUGUCACGGAACUGGCUGCAGGGUGUGGUGUUUGGGGACGACACCGAUCAGGAGGCCAUCGCCCAGAUAUUGGACUUCAUCUCGGCUCAGACACACAUCCCCAUCCUGGGUAUACGUGGAGGCUCUUCCAUGAUCAUGGCAGCCAAGGAUGACCUUUCCAUGUUCUUCCAGUUUGGUCCCUCUAUAGAGCAGCAAGCUUCUGUCAUGCUGAACAUAAUGGAGGAAUAUGACUGGUACAUAUUCUCCAUUGUCACCACCUACUACCCUGGUUACCAGGACUUCGUCAACCGGAUCCGGAGUACCGUUGAGAACAGUUUUGUUGGCUGGGAGCUGGAAGAGGUGUUGCUGUUGGACAUGUCAGUAGAUGAUGGCGACUCAAAGAUCCAGAAUCAGCUGAAGAAGCUUCAAAGUCCUGUUAUACUACUCUACUGCACUAAAGAAGAAGCUACAACCAUUUUUGAGGUGGCACAUUCAGUUGGCCUCACUGGUUAUGGCUAUACCUGGAUUGUACCUUCUCUGGUGGCGGGGGAUGCAGAUAAUGUACCCAACGUCUUUCCAACAGGUUUGAUCUCUGUUUCCUACGAUGAGUGGGAUUACGGUCUGGAGGCUCGUGUGCGUGAUGCUGUAGCCAUAAUUGCCAUGGCAACCUCUACAAUGAUGCUAGAUCGGGGUCCUCACACACUGCUUAAGUCUGGAUGCCACGGCACACCUGACAAGAAAGGCAGCAAGUCAGGAAACCCCAACGAGGUGCUGAGGUACCUCAUGAAUGUGACAUUUGAAGGGCGUAACCUCUCCUUCAGUGAGGAUGGUUUUCAGAUGCACCCAAAGUUGGUUAUAAUUCUGUUAGAUAAGGAGAGGCAAUGGGACAGGGUAGGUAAAUGGGAGAAUGGGUCUCUGGCAAUGAAGUACCAUGUUUGGCCUCGUUUCGAGCUGUACUCAGAUGCUGAGGAGCGGGAGGAUGACCACUUGUCCAUUGCUACCCUGGAAGAGGCUCCAUUUGUCAUUGUUGAGGAUGUUGACCCCCUCAGUGGCACCUGCAUGAGAAACACAGUACCAUGCAGAAAGCAGCUCAAAAUCCUAAACCAGACAAGAGAUUCAGGGAUCUAUAUAAAACGCUGUUGCAAGGGCUUCUGUAUAGACAUCCUCAAAAAGAUUGCCAAGUCUGUAAAAUUCACCUAUGAUCUCUACCUGGUGACCAAUGGAAAGCAUGGAAAAAAGAUCAAUGGCACAUGGAAUGGAUUGGUUGGUGAGGUGGUAUUUAAGAAUGCCCAUAUGGCAGUGGGGUCCCUGACUAUUAAUGAAGAGAGGUCAGAGGUCAUUGACUUCUCCGUGCCCUUCAUAGAGACAGGGAUCAGUGUCAUGGUCUCUCGUAGCAAUGGCACGGUGUCCCCCUCUGCCUUUUUAGAGCCCUUCAGCGCUGAUGUCUGGGUAAUGAUGUUCGUUAUGCUGUUGAUAGUUUCAGCCGUGGCCGUCUUCAUCUUUGAGUACUUCAGUCCUGUUGGCUAUAAUCGCUGCUUGGCAGACGGACGAGAGCCUGGCGGUCCCUCCUUCACCAUUGGAAAAGCUAUUUGGCUACUGUGGGGAUUGGUCUUCAAUAACUCCGUGCCAGUUCAGAAUCCCAAAGGCACCACUAGCAAGAUCAUGGUAUCGGUCUGGGCCUUUUUUGCUGUGAUAUUCCUAGCCAGCUACACAGCCAACCUGGCUGCAUUUAUGAUCCAAGAGGAGUAUGUGGACCAGGUGACCGGCCUGAGUGAUAAAAAGUUUCAACAUCCAAAUGACUUCUCCCCUCCCUUCCGUUUUGGCACCGUGCCGAAUGGAAGCACGGAAAGAAACAUAAGGAACAACUACAAGGAGAUGCACAGCUACAUGACCAGCUUUCACCAGAAAAAUGUAGACGAGGCCCUCCAGAGCCUAAAAACUGGUAAACUGGAUGCAUUUAUCUACGAUGCAGCAGUCUUGAACUACAUGGCUGGCCGUGAUGAGGGCUGUAAACUGGUGACCAUCGGCAGUGGUUACAUCUUUGCUACUACAGGGUAUGGCAUUGCCAUUCAGAAAGACUCAGGCUGGAAGAGGGCAGUGGACCUUGCCAUUCUGCAGCUCUUUGGAGAUGGUGAGAUGGAGGAGCUGGAGGCCCUAUGGCUGACUGGCAUCUGCCACAAUGAGAAAAAUGAGGUUAUGAGCAGUCAACUGGAUGUAGACAACAUGGCUGGUGUGUUCUACAUGCUGGGAGCUGCAAUGGCCCUGUCCCUUAUCACAUUCAUCACAGAGCACCUGUUCUACUGGCAACUGCGAUUCUGCUUCAUGGGUGUGUGCUCGGGCAAGCCUGGAUUAACCUUCUCCAUCAGCAGGGGUAUCUACAGUUGCAUCCAUGGUGUUCAGAUUGAAGAGAACAAAUCAGAACUUAACUCACCAUCAGCCACUAUGAACAUGAACAUGAACAACACCCACUCCAACAUUCUUCGCCUGUUACGUACGGCCAAGAACAUGACCUCUGUGCCUGGGGUCAAUGGUUCACCUCACAGUGCAUUGGACUAUAGCCAUCGUGAGUCAGCUGUUUAUGACAUCAGUGAACACCGGCGCAGCCUAGCAGGCCACAAUGACUGUAAGCCACCACCAUACCUGGCAGAGGACAACAUGUUCAGUGACUAUGUAAGUGAGGUGGAGAGGACUUUUGGGAACUUGCACCUGAAGGACAGCAACCUGUACCAGGAUCAUUACCUACACCACCAUGGGGGCACGGGAUCCGAACUGGCUCUUGGUAUGUCGGGUCCCCUGCCUAACCAACCUCGUAGCUUAGGGAGUGCCAGUUCUUUGGAGGGUGGGUACGAUUGUGACAGCUUAGGGGGAGGGGUUGCGCCCAUCUUCACCACCCAGCCAAGGCAGUCGCUGACACACCGGAACAGGGAAAAGUUUGACCUGAUUGCAGGUCAUCCAACCCAAUCAAACUUCAAGUCUGGUUUGCCUGAUCUGUACGGGAAGUUCUCCUUCAAGGGUGGGGCAUCCAGUUCAGGGUUUAUUGCAGGACAUGACAGGUACUGUGGGGGAGGUGGGGUGGGAUCGGGAGGGGACGAUGGAAACAUACGAUCUGAUGUGUCAGAUAUUUCCACUCACACCGUGACCUACGGUAACCUUGAAGGGCAUGGCAAACGGCGCAAACAGUACAGGGACAGCCUAAAAAAGAGACCUGCUUCUGCCAAGUCUCGCCGUGAGCAGGAUGAGAUUGAGCUUGGCUUCAGGAGACGCACCCACCACACUAUCCAUCAUCAUCAACACCACCAUCAUCCAGCAACACAAGCACACCACUCAGCUACCCCACCUGUGGAGCGCAAGAGCCAGAGAAGUGGUAACUGCACCUCUUAUCUGUUCAGAGACAAAGAGAAUUUAAGGGAAUUCUAUGUGGACCAGUUUCGAGCCAAGGAAGGAGCAUCCCCAUGGGAUCAUUUGGAUUUAAGUGAUACUCCAGGAAUGGGUGGGGGUGAUUGUGGUGGCAUAGUUAGUAGUGGGGGAGCAUGCACUAAUUUGGUUCCCAUGGAAGAUUUCCUGAAAGGUAAAUCCAAGAAGACAGAGUGUAAGGGUGGAAUGGGAGGAGGGUCAUCUGGGCAACAGGGCCAUGCAUGCUGGGAAAAGGGAAUCGGAGGGGUGGGGGGGUUGGCCGGAGGGGAUUGGGAAUGUCGCAAUUGCCACAGUGGAGGGGUUGGAAGUGGAGUUUGUAUGCAUGGGGGAGGCGGAGGUGGGGGCUAUCCAGCUUCUGGGGGAAUUGGGGGAUCCACUGGAGGAGGUGCAGGGAGUGGACAAAUCUCAAGUCGCCCUAGUUCAGCCACCAGCAAGCGAUGUGAUUCGUGCAAAAAAACAGGCAACUUGUAUGACAUCAGUGAGGACAACCAUCUUCACUUGGAUCAAAUUGGCGGCAAGCACCCCCUGGAGACCGGAAAGGGAGGGGGGGGCACAGGGGCCCAAACCCAGUUACAAAGGCGGAAAUUUGGCCCAGGUGGUAAGGUUUUACGCAGGCAGCAUUCUUAUGACACAUUUGUAGAUCUGCAGAAGGAAGGGGCAGGCAGGAUGGGUGGGUUUGGAGGUGGUGGUGGAGCAUCAAUGAUUCCUCCACCUCGAAGCGUGAGCCUAAAAGACAAAGACCGCUACAUGGAGGGCGUGAGCCCCUAUGCCCAAAUGUUUGAGCAGUAUGCGGGAGGGGAGCGUGAGACAACAUAUUUUGGUGGAGGGGACAGAGGGAAGGGUGGUGGAUCAUCAUUUAGCUUAUUCCGUGGGGGUGAAGGUGGGUUGCACCGUCGCUCCGUGGGUGAGAGAGAUAUGAGGGACAGGGAUAGAGGCAUGAUGGGAGGAGGUGUGGGCGGUACCCGAGGGGUCGGGACUUACUCCUUGUCUAAAUCUCUCUACCCAGAUAAGGUGAACCAGAACCCAUUCAUCCCAACCUUCGGCGACGACCAGUGUCUAUUACAUGGUGCCAAAUCAUACUACAUCAAAAAGCAGCAGGCACAGCCGCAGCAGCAACAGGCGCCACAACAGCAGCAGCAGCAACAGCUCCUCAACAACAGUCGGGCUGACUUCCGGGGCUCCAUGGGGGUGACUUCCUAUUUGCCUGCCUCUGCCACUUCUGGGGUAUUGUCCAAUGUGGCCCCUCGGUUCCCCAAAGAUCUAUGUCUGGGCGGGCCCCUUAGCAACCACCACGGUGGAGGACCUAGCAACCACAAGCUGCUUUCAGCAAGGGAUGGGUUAGGAAUGGGGCAAGGACAGAGACCGUUUAAUGGCUCAAGCAAUGGACAUGUUUAUGAGAAGCUUUCCAGCAUAGAGUCUGAUGUCUGAAGAGAUGAGUCAGAAGCAGAUCGACAUGCGAGAUAGAAGCCAACAUAUAUGUGGAAUGACAAGAAAUAAAACUGAAUAGGCAGUGUAUAAUUAGUACCUUCAUUCUCAAAGAAAGAAGAGGAAACUGUCUGAGUAACUGACUCAUGUUUUCAUUAAGUUAAGCAGGUGAUGCGCUGUCAAGCAUAUGUAUGUAAAUAGAAAGAGGGAGCCUGCCCACUGUCUAAAUGGUGAGAUUAGGGGGAAAACAGUUUAUUCCUCUCUUUUAUUCUCUUGGUUUUUUCUACAGCCCACAAUUUUCUGGCUUCUAACUAUCAACAAUGCGGCCAAUCCAGUUUAAAGAUGGAGACAACCGUGUACAAUCCUUUGUUCAAUCGAGGAUGGAAAUCAGUUACUGUUUUUAAACAACAGGGUAAAACUUACAAUAAAUGUAUUGAUAAUGUUCUUGAUAAUAAUAUUAUUACAUAUUAUUACAAUGUUUAUGAUGUUCCAUUUGAGUUUGGUUUCUGGAUGUUUUAUGCUGUUACAUAUUGUUCUGUAGUUUUAGUUCUUAACAAACCACUUUGCGGGAGGCUUAUUUGAUUUGUUAUUUGAGCUUAUUUGAUUGUCAAUUAAGUUGUAGAGAAACUUGGAUUCCAUAAAGAUUUUUUAUUAUUGAUUAUGUUUGUGUUUAUUUUUCCAGUAUGGAGUGCUGUAAAAUGUGUGUAAAGGCAUGAUUUGGAAAGUACUUCAGCUGUACUUGAGAUAUUGUGAAAGAAAUGUAUUAUUAUCUCCUAAUUUUAUUGUGUUCCAUUUGUCAGAACAAUAUUGGUUUAAUACACAGCACACUAUGUGCCUUACCAAGACUUACAGAAUACCAGAUUUACAGGUCAUAUUGCCAUGGUAGCUUUCUGGUCACUGCACACAGAUUUGUCAUUGGAUGAUUCAUAUUAUUCUGGAACAGUCCUUUUAAUAGCAUAAGCACUGAUAUUAAAUAUCCAGCAUUUAGAAGACACUAGCCUGAAUGCAUUCAUAGUAUUAAUCCUGAGUAGAAGGUACUAAAGAAAACAAAUGAAAUCGUUUUAACAAGGUUUAACAAUCGGAUCAUAGAAUUUGUAAGAAAGGUUUUGCACAACAUAAUACAGUGCACAGUAUCAUCAAUGAGUUGAGCUGUAGGGCGUUACAUGUGUAGGGUGUUAUCUGUAACAGGAAAACAAAAAUCAAUUGAUUUAUUAUUUUUCUCCUAUGUCCCCUAUCUCUAGAGCAUGAGGAGGUCUUUGAUCAAGCAGCAAAAUAAAAAUUGUCAUAGAUUUGUUUCCUCUAAGAAUGCGGUUAGUAUUGGAAAUGCUUGUCUGUACUUUCCUUAAGGAAAUGCCAGUCCACAGUAGGGUGUUGCAAGUUAUAAUUAAAUUAUUUUAUUUCCCAGCAAAUGCUUGCAUUUUGUUAUGUAAAUAUAUAUAUUUUUUUCCACUCUGUACUGUGAAUAGACAUGAACAAUGUAACUAUACAUGUUUGUUUUAGCACAUUCAUAAGCCAAUUUAAAAUUUUACAUUUUUAGGACUGAAGUAAACUGUUAAAAGUUUAACUGUCCAACUCUGCUAUAAAACAAAUUGUCCAUAAAUGAUUAAUGGUAUGGACAAACAUUAAGGUUAAUUAGAUUUUCUGCACACUCUCUAUUGUUGUUCAGACUAAUAUGUUCCCAUACGGCACCUGUAGAGCAUAAAAAGUACUUUUUAACAACUUGACAUAAGUCAUGAUAGCGAGAGGGAUAACUCCGAAAAGCUGUUUUUUCCCCCAUCCGUUUCAUGUUAAUUUGCUUGUAGGCAGUAGCGGUAUUUCUCAGGAAUUCCAGAUGGGCACAGGCAAAAACAAGCAUGACAUUGAACUAAAUUGCCUAAUUACCUAAAUCAUAAAAAAACAAUGAUCCCAUUUACUUGGACAAACAUGAGCCAUGUGAAGUGCAUUAUUUUGCUCUUUUGUUGUUUUUUUUUUAAAACUGAACUUUUUUUCAGUGUUGCAGCACAGUCUGAAGAAAUCAUCUCUCUUUGAAUCUUUGGCCCAAAGCUUAGAUAAAAUCCUUUACUUGAAGUUUGUUGUAAUUGCAAAUUUUGUUAAUCCUUUUUUUUUUUUUUUUUUUUUUUUAUGAAUUGUUUUCCAAACAGAUCUCCACUGCACAAUAUUUAUAAUAUUUGGUUUCUAAUUGAUGUAUUGCUAUUGAUUUGUGAAGUUUUCUCUUAACUUUUUGCCACAUUCUUUUUUGACUCGGUUGUCGUUGUAUGAAAGUUUGUUUAAGAAGAGCAUGCACAUCUUUUACUAAUUAAUUGCCAUAUCUUUAUCAUUUCAUACAAUUAUGUCUGUUUAGAUAUCAUGCCUGCUCUUUGUUGGUGCUACAUGUUGCUACACUGCACAUCAUACUGGUUCAGGGUGAUACAGUAGCUGUGAUUCUAAUUGACUGAUAAGAUGUUUGAUAUCGACAUGUAUGGAAUAUUUACUCAUCCAUUUAAGUACUGCUUGAUUAUAUCAAGCAAGCCAAACUAUGGGUGAUAGUGCUAGAAAUGGUCAGAAAUAUUGUUAUUAUUUAAGAAUAUUUUUGAAAGACCAUUCCUUUGUCUACGUAGGGCUUUUUGUCACAGUUUUUUUUUUUUGGUCUCUCAAUACCUUUCUUUGCAUGGUACCGUGUUUUUAAGAGAUUCUUAAUGCUUAGUCUACUUUCUAUUUUUAGUUUUCUUUAGAAAAUAUUUACGGUAUAUCAUAAAAGUUUAUGUUGUGUGGCAAUUCUUUUUAAAGAGCUAGAGCUGUGGCGACAGGCUUUGACCAUAGAAUUUCCUGUCGAUUUUUGUGUUUGUACAUGACAGUGAAACCUAUAGUUUGUACUAGUACUAUGCAGAGAAAGUAUUGUGUGAUUUUGUAUGUGAGUGUCAGAGACAUAGUUUUUGCUCUUCCUGAAAAGUUUUCCAGUUUUCUAUUACAUUUAGUUUGUAUUCACACUUUUUCUUUGUAAUAGCACGCUAUCAUUUGACGAAAAUAGUGUGAGCAACAUUUUCAGCAGCGACAAGAGAGGUGGGCAGAUCAAAUUGGAAGGAAGAGAAAGAGGGAGUAACAGUAGCCAAUGUGUUAUUUCAAUAUUUCAUUUAUAUUUUCAUUCAUUCCCAUUUAAAUAAAAUUUUUAAUGACUGGUAGGAUAGGACUGCAGUAUUUUCACUAUUUUAUUUGCUUGUCAUUUUAGUCCUCAUGAGCCCUCCCCAGUAUGGCACAUCACAUUUGAUUGUACGUGUAUCUGAAAUCAUAUGCUUGAUUACCUCUGUGUGAGUGGGCGUGUGUGCAUAGGUGUUUGUGUGUGUGUGUGUGUGUGUGUGUGUGUGUGUGUGUGUGUGUGUGUGUGUGUGUGUGUGUGUGAGAGAGAGAGAGAGAUAAGGAAACAGAGCACAGUGCAAUGGUUAUCUAUUGUUAUGUCUGCUGUAAAUAAUGAUGACCCCUUUCCAUAGCCUUUUAAUAUAUGGAGACAAAUAUUUAAAAUAUUGAGAUUUGAUAGACAUUUUUGUCUGGAAACUUUUUUAUAGCCACAUAGGGGAAAAUGUUAUUAGACCACUGUACCAGAAGCACAGUGCCAUUCUAAUAGCAUCAGAGAACCAGAAUUUAAGACAAAAUUGACAUCUUUGUUGUCUUUAAUUCUGUCUUUCUUGUAUUCUCUGUUUUUAAGAACUUAUUUUAAAUGUUACUUAAGUAUCACAAUUGUACAGAUUCUGUAAAUAUGACAAAAAUGUUUCUUUUGUUUCUGUUUUUGUAUAGAGAGGGAUUACAUGUUUUAAGACAACAAUAAUAAUUUAAUGAGACAUUUCACAAUAUUUAAGCUAUUGAGAAUACAGACACAGUGUGAAAAUAAGUGCUAAGAUAUAUUCUUCUGUCUCUUUGUACAAAACAGUGUUGGCUAAA